Messenger RNA from Ochlerotatus camptorhynchus, 2818 nucleotides. RefSeq names its product regulating synaptic membrane exocytosis protein 1-like. Gene Ontology annotation, cellular component: cytoskeleton of presynaptic active zone; presynaptic membrane. NCBI's taxonomy places the organism in Eukaryota, Metazoa, Arthropoda, Insecta, Diptera, Culicidae. The record is from RefSeq and is a predicted model, not a curated record. Gene Ontology annotation, molecular function: transmembrane transporter binding; small GTPase binding. The coding region runs from base 34 to 2778 and encodes 914 amino acids. Gene Ontology annotation, biological process: calcium ion-regulated exocytosis of neurotransmitter; regulation of membrane potential; regulation of synaptic plasticity. The transcript is spliced from 11 exons.
GAAACAUGGCGCUGCAGUGUUUGUCGUAGGAAAAUGGCAUCGAGAGUAUUCAUUCCACAAGAAUCAACUGAUUCUGUACUUGAGAUUCCAGUAUUGGAGACCCUGCAACGACGUCACUCUGAUGUCAAGCUAGGAUCGACUCUGUGCUUAGGAGUGGACAAUAGUACAGCAUUGGUUCCUCCCAGAAGUCCCGAGCUGAGAAGACAUUCAGACGUGUCACCUGCUUCCCUUAAAGAACUAGAAAAACUCAAAGCAGCUGAUACAGAGUGGAAAAAAGGCCAUAGUGCAGCGCCUAGCAGAUCGUCCAGCCCUCCGCGUCGCAUGGAGCUAGAGACAGCAACUUCCCGAAUAGCAUCAAGGCGGCCCUCUAUGCGAAUGACGAGACAGCGUAGCUAUGAUGAUGAAAUGAAAUCUAACAAUGAAUCGAAAAUAGUAGAACCUAGUCUAGGACUACCCGCUCCCAUGCCUCGAAGAAAAUCAGCAUACGAUGUUUAUGCUCCAGGAGUGCUUGCGAGUGCUUUGCAAGCUGCAGCAUUGAAAGAACCUGAGGCUCCAGGCUCUCGGAGACCAUCGUUCAAGAUGCCAGUUAAUGAUAAUAGUUUAGAGCACGAAGAAAUGCCUAGCCCAGAUCACAUAAUACAAUCAGCACUUAUUGUAGACGAAGAGCGGAGAAAUAAGCGGCGAGGAUCGCAGUUGCCCGACAUCUCUGCUUUACGGAACAACCAGAAUGCCGGAAAUCUGCCGAUUUACCAGUGCCCAGCGCUUGAAGAUCUUGAAGCUCCUAGACGACAAACAUCUCUUGAUGGCGAAGCUAUCAAAAUAGUGAUUCAUGAUGUUGACUCUGGGCCGCUUUGUGCUUCAAAGCGAAGAGUUAUCCUCCAAAAAGAUCCAGCUGAUAAAGCACAUAGAACUCGCGGCUUCGGAAUGCGUGUGGUUGGUGGAAAAACUGGUACAGAUGGUAGGCUUUUUGCCUACAUUGUUUGGACUGUUCCCGGAGGACCGGCGGAGAAGGGUGGUUUACAGCAAGGUGACAAGAUAUUGGAAUGGUGCGGCACUUCACUGGUGGAUCGCAGUUUCGAAGAAGUUUGUGCCAUAAUGGAUAGAACUGGUGACGUUAUCGAGUUAUUGGUUGAGCAUGCAACAGAUUUUAGAAUGUGUGACCUGUUGGAUGACGGAACAUCAGGGAACCCAAACAAUCAGAUGAAGACGAACUCAGAUAUGUCGAACCUUGGUUUUACAUCAGAAAACGAACCAGUCGCUGAUAAGUCUCCUUCAUCACCAACAAGGCGAAAACUUCCAAAAACACCGGAACAACUGGCGCGAGAAAAACAGGUUUCUGGGCGCGUUCAAAUUCAAGUUUGGUACCACGGGGAUAGAAACGAGCUUGUUGUUUCGCUAAUGGCCGGAGACGAUUUACCACCUCGAGACGAAUCUUUAGGGUAUGGUGGUUUGCCUGAAGCUUACGCUUCAAUCAAGCUCAUGCCAAAAACUAAUGAAACACAUGUUGUACAGACUGAAGUCUCAUCACCAUCUGUAAAUCCAAUUUGGAAUGCUACGAUAACAUUCAGAGGCGUGUUGAGCGAUACACUAUUCGAUCGAUAUAUUGAAGUAGCAUUGUUUGAUUUGUUGCCACAAUCGGAACCCGUUUUCCUAGGAGAAUGUAAAGUGAAGCUACAGAAGGCAUUUCUUGAUGAUGUCGCCGUAUGGUAUCGGUUAGAAGAUCCCAGACAACUUCGGGGUGUACCACCUAAUAAAAUGAGCUGGUCUUCUCCACGGAACUCCAUAUCCGGAGACGUAACCAAGCUAAUUAGAGGGUCCGAUUAUCGAUUCCAAAGAUCAGUGUCAGACGAUGUUGACAGCAUUGGGGAUGGAAGCUUUUUGUUGCAUCCUGAUCAUGCAUGGGCAUUCAAUAGACGAGGAUCGUCGCAAUCAGAAACCUUGGAAAUCGAAACGUAUCAACUUGGUAAGGACUUCUCAAAGUCAUUGCCAGGCUCAAGGCGAUCCUCGUUCCAAGACCAGGAAAAAUGUAGAAGUGGUGAAAUUACUCCAACUCUCGGCUAUAACCGUGAACGAAGGAGGUCUUCCGUAGCGAAACGCAAUACUGAGGAGCUUAGGAAAGCAUUCAACCAAAGCCGGGGCGAGUUUACACGAACCAUGAGCUUGUCUCGGGAAUUGGAACAAAAAAAUUCCAAGAAAUCAUUCAAUCAAAGUUUGUCAGAGAAAAACACAGAGAAAAUCGAACGCAUGAUUUCCACAAUCAAAACGAAAACGGAUAGCUCACGUGAUGUACAUAAGGAUCCCAAUACAAAUUUUUCCAUAAGCAGUUUAGGACCAGGCCAAAUACUUCCCAAAGGUUCACAGCAAAGCCUCAAGUGUGUUGGAGAGCUACGUUUAGCUGUUACUUUAGAGAAGUCAGUACUGGAACUAAAGGUUAUUUCCGCAAGAAAUCUAGUUUCAGAUUCUGAUCCAACACCAGAUACAUAUGUAAAAUGUUACUUAAAAGAUGGAGAUCGACUGCGACACAAAAAGAAAACCAGAGUUGUGAGAUAUUCUCCGGAACCACAAUACAAUCAGGUGCUGAAGUAUUCGGCAUCAGAACUUUUUGGAAGAACAAUAUUAGUAACCAUUUGGCAAAAAUCAGUAGGUUUCGAGCACAAUCAAAGCAUAGGAGGGGCAGAAUUGUUUUUCAACACAUAUAAAAUGAAAAGCCCUAUUGAAAGUUGGUACCCAUUGUUUCCUUCACAACAUGUUACACCUAAUCCAAAUGAUUCUCCUUAGGAGUUUAGCGUUGAAUUACAUGAUAAAGAAUUUUAUUUUU